CGGCGCAUGUGGCGAGGACAUCACGCGUCCGCCCGCACUCCGAAAAGUUAAACUUUGUUGCGAUCUCAUACAGACCUUUAUUUCUAUGCCCAGUUUGACCGUAACUGUGUCAUGAUUCGUGAAGUUAAACUUAAUUGUGAAUAAAUAUUUUCAAUUAUAAGUGUUUCGCGAAAUUCAUCCAGGAUAAGUAAAGAACGUUGAUCCCACUUAAAUAUAUGAUCGAUAGCGAAUCAAGUGCAUCGGCACGAGUGAGGCGUUUGUUUGUAAUUGAUAUUGUACGGCACCGAGAGCUUGCAGUUAACGAUUUUAUUUCUGUAAAUCCCUAAAAGGAGGAUGAUAUUAACUGGUCGGUGAAGUUAUUAUUAGUGUCUUCGCGCACAUGCCCUGGAAGGGGUUCAGAUUUCAGAUUUCCUGUAUAAGCCUUACGACAUUUUAGGAUGGGGUGCGUGGGUGUUUGGGCGCGGGCGUGCGUGGGCUUGGUGCUGGUGAUGUCCAUCAAUACUCACGGCCGCCGCGACUUCGAACGCCGCGACUCCGACAUCUCGCUGUGGAUCGACGAGCGACAAGUGCGCAUGUUCAGUGGUAUAUCGAUGCAAGUAUACGCCAUAAUGAACGGGAACAUAUCGCCGUACGUGCUAGACCCGCACGUGUCGCACAAGCUGCCCGUCAUCCCCUCUGAAGUGGGCUACGUGAACUUCACCUGGCGCUCCAGGAAGCGAUACUAUUACAACUUCGAUAUACUAACGUCAUCGGACCCUAAAGUGCUGAAGCCGCCUGUGCUCUCCAUCAAGACGCAGGGCAGGGUGCCUAAAACCCCCAAAGAGUUCAGCAUACUCUUGCCGUGCAUGGGCAACGUGAGCGGAGUGGCGACCUUCGAGAUAGGUCUAUCGCUCAAAAACGGUAGAGGCACCCCUCUAAAGGGCACUCCUUUAAGAUUGAAUCUAAAGAAGGAAUGCGCACAGAGAGGUGUGUAUAUAGAAAGGACAGGACCCGACCCGGAGUGUGACAAAAAAUGUGCCAACAACGGGUGGUGUAAUCACGAGAAGAUUUGCCAGUGCCCCGACGGUUACAUGGGGCAACACUGCCGCACCGCGCUGUGCUACCCGCAGUGCCUCAACGGAGGCAACUGUACCGCACCCGGAGUAUGCUCAUGUCCGCCGGGCUACCAGGGAAGACAUUGUGAAGGCGGAAUAUGUUCGGAGAAAUGCCAAAACGGUGGCAAAUGCAUACAGAAAGAUACGUGCGAGUGUCCCAAGGGAUAUUACGGACUACGGUGUGAAUUUUCAAAAUGCGUGAUCCCGUGCCUGAACGGCGGGCGGUGUAAGGGCGUGAACAAGUGCCGCUGCCCAGCGGGUCUCGGCGGGAACCACUGCGAAGUGGGGCGGCGCGGGGGCGAGUGCACGCGGGCCUGCCGCCACGGCGUUUGCCGCGCCGGCGUCUGCGUCUGCGAGCAGGGGUGGCGCGGACGCUUGUGUCAUCGCAGCGCCGGUUCUUCAGAAGAAUCCAGUGAAUUUAAAAGGCCUCGGUGAAAAUAGAAGUUAUAUUUAAACGGAUACUUAAUACAUGUGAUUUUAUUUUUGUUACUUAUAAUUAGAUAUGUUAUACAAUGUGGAAUGUGUAAUAACUAAUAGCUAGUUAAUAGGUUAUAAGAUCUAGAUGUGUAUAAUAUUAUAAAUAAAGUAUUAUUUUAAAAUUAAA
Molecule: messenger RNA, 1698 nt
Organism: Aricia agestis (brown argus)
Lineage: Eukaryota; Metazoa; Arthropoda; Insecta; Lepidoptera; Lycaenidae
Product: protein shifted-like
Exons: 8
Coding region: 438-1529 (363 amino acids)
Biological process (GO): anatomical structure development
Cellular component (GO): cell surface; extracellular region
Molecular function (GO): signaling receptor binding
Source: RefSeq, a predicted model, not a curated record